UAGAGGGUUGGAACUCUCCUGUGGGUCUGUUGUCUGCGCUUCAGCCGAAAGGUCAAUCCCUGUCGUCUUCCCUUCUAAAAACACCCAGACCAAAACAACAAUGGCCGCUGUCCACCGCCUUGUGAUCGUGCGUCACGGCGAGAGCCAAUGGAACCAGGAGAACCGCUUCUGCGGCUGGUUCGACGCCGACCUCAGCGAGAAGGGCAUGGAGGAGGCGCGGCGCGGCGCCCUGGCUAUCCGCGACGCCGGCAUGAAGUUCGACGUGUGCUACACGUCGGUGCUGAAGCGCGCCGUCAAGACCCUGUGGACCAUCCUGGAGGGCACGGACCAGAUGUGGCUGCCCGUGCACCGGACCUGGAGGCUGAACGAGCGCCACUACGGCGGGCUGACCGGGCUCAACAAGGCCGAGACGGCCGAGAAGCACGGAGAGGAGCAGGUGAAGGUGUGGCGCCGGUCCUUCGACACGCCCCCGCCCCCCAUGGACGCGGAGCACGCCUACAGCAAGAUCAUCAGCGGGUCCAGGCGCUACAAGGGGCUAAAGGCAGGCGAGCUGCCCACCUGUGAGUCCCUGAAGGACACCAUCGCCCGCGCCCUGCCCUACUGGAACGACGUCAUCGCUCCCGAGAUCAAGGCCGGCAAGAACGUGAUUAUCGCUGCCCACGGCAACAGUCUCCGUGGCAUCGUCAAGCACUUAGAGGGCAUGUCCGACGCCGCCAUCAUGGAGCUGAACCUGCCCACGGGGAUCCCCAUCGUGUACGAGCUGGACGCCGACCUGAAGCCCGUCAAGCCCAUGGCCUUCCUGGGUGACGAGGAGACGGUGAAGAAAGCCAUGGAGGCAGUCGCCGCCCAGGGCAAAGCCAAGAAGUAACUGCAAGAAGCCCUGCCGUUUGACCAACAUGGAGGAACACCAAACAACCUUUUUUUUAUUCCAAAAAGCACUUUCACUUCAUUGUGUCGUUUUUUUCGAAACUCUUCAUCUCAUCUGCCUGUGUAUCGUCCGCUGUGGACACUGCUGUCCAUUCCAUCUGGACAUGAAUGCAGUUCUGCCAGUGGGAGCUGUGUUUAAAGCUAUUACAGGGCCUUCUGGUUGGACAGACUGAGGACAGGCAGAGUGACCUUGACCUGUCCUUGGUCCAGCUGUGUUUCACGACAAAAAAAAACUCCAUGACACCAAUCGAUUUGGAAUGCAGCCCAGACACACAGAAAAUGCCACAUUUGUCAAAUCCAAUAAAGUGAACUUUUUUGUG
This is a messenger RNA of Gadus chalcogrammus (walleye pollock), 1247 nucleotides long. RefSeq names its product phosphoglycerate mutase 2 (muscle) (gene pgam2). Gene Ontology annotation, biological process: glycolytic process. The record is from RefSeq and is a predicted model, not a curated record. Lineage: Eukaryota; Metazoa; Chordata; Actinopteri; Gadiformes; Gadidae. Gene Ontology annotation, molecular function: intramolecular phosphotransferase activity. The transcript is spliced from 3 exons. Bases 101 to 868 code for a protein of 255 amino acids.